GCGCUCUGGGAGCCUGUCCGGGCUGAGCGCGCGGCCCGCGGAUUGUGGUGACAUGGCCCACCGAGGUGUGGAGAGGGACUUCCAGACUUCAGCACGGCGCAUGGGCACCUCACUGCUCUUCCAGCUUUCAGUGCAUGAACGGGAGCUGGAUCUGGUUUUUCUGGAUCAUAGCUAUGCCAAGCCAUGGAGUGCCCACCCAGACGCCAGCAGUGCCCGGCCUACCCGCAUGCUCUUUGUUACUCCGCGAAGGCAGCAGGAAAGUACCAUUGAAUCAGAUGUCCCAAUAGAUGUGGAGACAGUGACAUCAACCCCUGUGCCACUCUACGACAAUCAGAAGGCACGCAGUGUGAUGAACGAGUGUGAACGGCAUGUCAUCUUCGCCAGGACUGAUGCAGAUGCCCCUCCCCCACCAGAGGACUGGGAGGAACAUGUCAACAGAACGGGCUGGACAAUGGCCCAGAACAAACUAUUCAACAAGAUCCUCAAAGCACUGCAGUCUGACCGGCUUGCUCGCUUGGCCAACGAAGGGGCUUGCAAUGAGCCAGUGCUUCGCCGCGUUGCUGUGGACAAGUGUGCGAGGAGGGUGAGGCAGGCCCUGGCAAGUGUGAGCUGGGACACCAAGCUGAUCCAGUGGCUGCAUACCACCCUGGUAGAGACCUUGAGCCUGCCCAUGCUGGCGGCCUACCUGGAUGCUUUGCAGACGCUAAAAGGGAAGAUCCCUACCUUGAUUGACCGGAUGCUUGUGUCAUCCAACACGAAGACCGGGGCUGCAGGAGCUGAGGCCUUGUCCCUUCUACUGAAGAGGCCCUGGGACCCUGCUGUGGGAGUGCUUUCUCAUAACAAACCAAGCAAACUCCCUGGCUCGCCACUCAUUCUCAUUGCCUCCUCCGGGCCCUCCAACUCUGCAUUUCCCACCUCGCGCCGCCACCGCUUCUGGCAGUCUCAACUAUCCUGCUUAGGCAAGGUCAUCCCUGUAGCCACCCAUCUGCUGAACAAUGGAAGUGGGGUAGGCGUUCUGCAGUGUCUUGAGCAUAUGAUUGGGGCAGUGAGAAGCAAAGUGCUGGAGAUUCACAGCCAUUUCCCCCACAAACCCAUUAUCUUGAUUGGCUGGAAUACAGGAGCUCUGGUGGCCUGUCAUGUAUCAGUGAUGGAGUAUGUCACUGCAGUUGUCUGCCUUGGGUUCCCUCUGUUCACCGUGGAUGGCCCCAGAGGGGAUGUGGAUGAUCCCCUCUUGGAUAUGAAGACUCCGGUCCUCUUUGUUAUCGGUCAGAAUUCCCUGCAGUGUCACCCUGAAACCAUGGAGGACUUUCGGGAGAAGAUUCGGGCUGAAAACAGUUUGGUGGUGGUUGGGGGAGCUGAUGAUAAUCUCAGAAUAAGCAAAGCAAAGAAGAAAUCAGAAGGGUUGACUCAGAGCAUGGUGGACAGGUGCAUUCAGGAUGAGAUUGUGGACUUUCUAACUGGCGUGCUCACUCGCGCUGAGGGGCAUGUGGGCGCUGAACCUCGGGACCAGGAUGCUGAAAAGAAGAAGAAGCCCCGGGAUGUGACCCGCAGAGACCUGGCCUUUGAAGUGCCCGAGAGAGGCAGUCGACCUGCCUCGCCAGCUGCCAGGCUGCCUGCCUCCCCUUCAGGCUCUGAGGAUCUCUCCAGUGUGUCCAGUAGCCCUACGUCCAGUCCUAAGAACAAAGUGACCACAGUGGCCUCUGCCCAGAAGUCCAGUCAGACCGGGAGCUCUCAACUGCUGAAGAGACACGUGCAGCGGACAGAAGCUGUGCUGACCCACAAACAAGCUCAAGCACAGUUUGCUGCUUUUCUGAAACAGAAUAUGCUGGUGAGGAAAGCUCUUCCUCCCGGCACCUCCUCCUGUCUCUUUGUUCCCAUUUCAUCAGAACAAACAGAAGAAGCAGAGAAAGAAGACCUUAGGGUCCAGCUGAAGCGGCACCAUCCCUCCAGUCCUCUGUCUGGCAGUAAGACUUCCAAGCGACCUAAGAUCAAGGUGUCCCUUAUCUCCCAAGGAGACCCAACCGGAGGGUCUUAUACCCCUUCCCAAGGAGGAGCCCCAGAAGCCACAGGAGGGAAGCCCAUCACGAUGACACUGGGGCAGGCAUCAGCAGGGGCCAAGGAGCUCACAGGGCUUCUCACCACAACCAAGUCCAGUACUUCUGAAGGGGGUGUGUCAGCCAGCCCAGCCUCCGCCGUGGUCUCCAGCAGCACUGCACCUAGUCCCUUGCACACACUCCAGAGCCGCCUAGUGGCCACCUCCCCUAGCAGCUCCCUCCCAGGGGCCACAUCAGCCAGCAGCCUCCUCCAAGGCCUCAGCUUCAGCUUGCAGGAUAUCAGCAGCAAGACCUCUGGCCUCCCAGCAAAUCCCUCCCCAGGACCAUCCCCACAGGCCACCAGUGUGAAGUUGCCCACCCCCAUUCAGAGCCUAGGUACCAUCACCACGGGCACCAGCACCAUUGUCCGUACCAUUCCUGUGGCCACCACUCUCUCCUCCUUGGGUGCCACUCCUGGUGGGAAGCCCACAGCCAUCCACCAGCUGCUGACCAAUGGGGGCCUCGCCAAGUUGGCAAGCAGUCUACCUGGCCUGGCUCAGCUCUCUAACCAAGCAUCAGGUUUGAAGGUCCCCACCACCAUUACUCUGACCCUGCGUGGACAACCAAGCCGAAUCACCACACUGAGCCCCAUGGGCCCAGGAGCAGCUCCAUCCGAGGAGCCCACCUCCCAGGUGCUGCCCUCCAACUCACAGCGCCUGCCUCCAGCUCCCUGAAGAUGCCAUGGGAUGAUCUUCCUUUACCAGAUUGGCGAUGGCUGCUACAGUGAGCCCUGGGUACAUACGCUGUCCUGCUGAGCUGUCCACUUGUCUGAAGACAUCUUUAAGACACUCAUUUUUGUCUCCCUGCCAACUGUCUUCAGGGUUGGGCCUCUGGUCUUGUGAAAUUGUUAGGCUAAGUAAUAUGGUACCAGCAAGGGGAGCAUCAUCCUCCAGCAUCUAUAGGUCUGGUUUCCAGAAUCCCCAGGCUCCUCAGCAGAUUUGGCUUUUCAUGGGUCACCAGCACCAGCCAUGCCACUCAUUGCAUUUCAUAAAGGAGCUCCUUUUGGCAGUCUGUGCUGCCCCUGUGCCAAGUUUGGAGGAAACGUCCACAUGGUGCAGGGCUGCUGGGGUUCAGGUUGAGAGAGAGCCCUUUGCUGAGGACCAAGGUCAUCCUGGCCUACCCGUCGGCAGGUCAGCAUUAAAAGGGCUUGUUUGAGACAUUGCUGCUGCCUUCACUGAGUAGCAUAAGAGAGUGCUCCUCGUGCAGCUCCCUCUGAGGAACCACAACAGAGUAGCCUGCUGAGACUGAGAAUUCCUCAUUUCAAGUCCAUGAAAGAGCAAAGAGAACUAACCGGGCUGCCAUCUCUCAGUCCCUUUGGGCACUGUACAUGUGAAGAGUAGCAGUUGGUAGGAAGUGAACGCUGGCCCCUUUCUUUUUUUCAUCAUGGUUAGCAGAAAGCCUGCGGGUCCAGAAGGUUGAAGAAGAGCAAUGGAACAGCAAAUGAAGUAGCUUCAAGGAUGUAUCAGUAAGUCCCACGGUGAAAAUUGUUUGGAUUUGAGGUUUUGCAUCUAGUACCUAAGGAACUGCUCUUCCACUGGAGAUGAGAAGAGUUUGCAGGGUCAGUGGGGCACAACCUCCACCCCUAAAACCUCUCCUUCCAGCGCUUGAAGGUGAAACAGGGAUAACCAGCUAAGUUAACACCUGGGCCAUCUCAGGAAACUCGAGCAUCAAGACAACGAAGGCCAUGCUUCAUUGCUUCUGUUUCUAUUCCAUGUGAUUUGUUUUCUUGCUUAAAAGUGGGGAAAUUCAUUGGCACUGACACUACUGUGCAGGGCUCUUGGUGAUAUCUUGAGCCCAGGAAGUGGAGGUUCCUGAAGAAGUAAUCACUGGUGAUGGAGCUUGGAGUCCCUCUUUCCCUUGUCACAAUACUUGUGUUCAAAGGUAGUUUUAGAUUUGGCUUAGAACUCGUCAUUCACAGCGGCCUCCCUUCCCUUCUGUACUCUAAAAUGUUUCCAGCUGUGGUGAUAAGUCAGGCAACCCAGUGGACUCAGUUCAGUAUCUGUAGGCCGAGAGGGUCCACAGUAUGCCAUGGCCGAACUGUGGUCCAGGGUUCUGACCCACAUACAGUGUCCCUCCAAACCAGGCCACCUGCAUUCAAUUCCGGAGCCUCACGUUCCGGUCUGAGUGGCAGCUAGGGGGGUGCCCAGUGUACGCAAGUCUCAGAUGAGACAGAUCUGGGGAUGUGUAUGAUAAGAGUGGAGAGGGCAUCUUAAACAUACCCUUCCUCCCUGACUGCUGCAGAGCUGGUUUCAGUGGUGAUGAUUUGCACAGAAAUACGCUGUAUUCCUUUUUUUUUUUUUUUCAGAUUUAUAUUUUAUUUUGUUUUUUAAUUUAAUCUUUAUUGUAUUUUUCUAUUACCAUUUAGUCCCCUUAUACUCCCCACCCUCCUACACUGUAUUCUUGCAUUAGCUGGUGGGUAAACUGCUUUUUGAAGUUCAGGGGGCAGUGAGUAAGGUUGAAAAAGAUAUGAAAUCUGAAAGAGGCAUUGGUGGGGUCAGGGGAUUGUCAACUUUACAGGCAGGAUAAUCACAUACCAACAGGACCUGGGGAAAGGAGGACUGUGAGACUAUGUGAAGUUUUAGGAAUCAUUUAGGACAGGCAGGGGGUCCUAAACAGCCAUUCAUAGCUUAAGAGUACAGCCUAGGCAGCGCUGGCAGGGCUACUCCUGGAAGAUGCUGGCUCGAUGUGUGCUGGGGCCAGAGGAACAACUAACGCAUCUUCCUGCUUUCAUGUAAAUCCUAGUGUGCUUCCCAUGGACGACUUCCUGAAGCUUAAGUUGUAACACCCUGAAGAAUGCCAAACUGGAGAAGGGGGAUUGUGAGAACAUGGAUUCUGCACCUUGGAGGGACAGGCUAAAGGGGGAAGUCGUUGAAGUCCAUAGAAUCAUGUUCCCCAAUUCCACAUCUCUUCCAACCACACUGUUUGAAAUGUAAAAGGAAGCUUUCUUCUCUCUAUCACAUAGCCAACGUGGAGUCUAUAACCCUCAGCCUGUUAUACUCCUGGCCAAAAUGUUGAAGGAUGAAGAAGGCUUUAGUUAAAUUCUUGGAUGACAGAUAUAUGUUGAUGCCUUCUGGGAAAUGUCCGUGUACUUUGAGAAGAUGGAGGAAGAUGUAUCUGUUCUUGGUCUCACCAUAAGAACAAUAUUGGGCUGAAUAGCAGUCUUGGGUUAUAGACUGAGCCACUGCAAUAGUUUUGUUUUUACAUUAACAAAAACGAAAACAUAAAAGCAACUUUGCAUCGCUCCAGCUUAUUUUCAGUUGACUUCUUGUGUUUAUUCUGGUAAUAACCCAGUGAAGUGGCUCAAAAAAUAAAAGCUAAGAUACUGUGGUAAUGCCUUUGUUCAUCUCUGAUGCCGGUGCCAUGAGGUAGGUACUGUAAUUCCCUUUUCACAGGUGCGGGAACUGAGACAGGGAUAUCAUUCCAUAGGAAGUGGCAGAAGCAGGAUUAGAACCUAGGCAGCCUGAUGCCAGCGUCUGCUCCACUCUGCGCUUGCUGGAGUUCUGAGGUGGGAGACCAGAAGUGGAGAUUAGCCCAGGAGGUGAGAAGUUGGUGGCUUGGCCUUCAUGUGAUCCUUUUCAGUUUGCGUCCCACCUGCCUACCGUGAUUGCUGCUGCCAUGCUGACUCAUGCUGGGCCUGAGUCAGUAGGUGGGGUCCUGAGAAAUUAAAAUCCCUUUACAUAUCCUAUUAUCUCCACCCUCUUUGAUAAACAAAGAGAGGUGAGUGAAUGAAUUCCAUUCUCCAGGUUAUUUGUGAACUAUUCAAGAGGACCUUCCUGCCUAUCCUUGCAUUCCAGGUCCCUAUACUUGGCAUUGGAACCCUCUGUGGGUGGAAGCCACAGUUGUGAUAGGCUGCCUGAGGAAUCCUGUACAAGUGGGCUCCUUUAUCACCAUCCAUAAUGCAGACCUGACAUGUUCUUUCCCUCCCUUCCAACUCUACUCUCGCUGACUUG
Pteronotus mesoamericanus is the source of this 6043-nucleotide messenger RNA. RefSeq names its product KAT8 regulatory NSL complex subunit 3 (gene KANSL3). The coding region runs from base 53 to 2767 and encodes 904 amino acids. The transcript has 22 exons. Gene Ontology annotation, cellular component: NSL complex. Gene Ontology annotation, biological process: positive regulation of transcription by RNA polymerase II. The record is from RefSeq and is a predicted model, not a curated record. NCBI's taxonomy places the organism in Eukaryota, Metazoa, Chordata, Mammalia, Chiroptera, Mormoopidae.